AUGGCGGCAGAGGAGGGCAACCUGAUCGCCUGCCAGCACGGGCAGGCGGCGCUGGCCGCGCGCCUGCUCAUGCGCGUCUCGGCGGGCAGAACCAGCAGCAACCUCAUCUUCUCGCCGCUGUCCAUCCACGUCGCGCUCGCGCUCAUGUCCGCCGGCGCCGCCGAGGACACGCUCGACGAGAUCCUGUCCAUCGCUGGCGCUCCGUCGCGUGGCGACCUCGAGGCGUUUGUGAAGGGCGUGGUGGUGGAGCGCGUCCUCGCCGACCGGUCCGUCAUCGGCGGGCCGUCCGUGGCCUUCGCGUGCGGCUCGUGGACAGACAAGACGCUGCCACUCAAGCCGACGUACCGCGACACCGUCGUCGGGACGUACAAGGGCGAGACGUGGGCCGUCGACUUCAGGAAUCAUCCAGUGGAAUCGAGAAGGGAGAUCAAUGCGUGGGUGGCCAAGGCGACGAGGAACCUCAUCACGGAGGUCUUGGACCCGUACAGCCCAUCUGAGACCCUCCACGUGGUCGCCAACGCCAUCUACUUCAAGGCCGAGUGGCGCAGCGUCUUCGACAAGGAUGACACCGUCGACGAGGAGUUCCACCUGUUCGAUGGCAGCACCGUCGACGACGUACCCUUCAUGCGGAGGCCGUGGAGGUUCUACCAGCGGAUCGCCUGCCACGACGGCUUCAGGGUGCUCCAGCUGCCCUACAAGUCGUGUGAAGACGACUCGUCGGGGUACUUCAGCUACAAGCUGCGGGAGAACCUCCCGGAGUUCUCCAUGUGCGUCUUCCUCCCUGACGAGCACGACGGCCUGUGGGGCCUGGUGGACAAGUUGACGUCGCGACCAGAGUUCCUGCGCGAGCACCUACCGACGAGGCACGUCCCCGUGGGGAAGUUCCGGCUGCCCAAGUUCAAGCUCACCUACAUGGCCAGCAUCCGCGGCGUGCUCCAAGACGUGGGCCUCCGGCUGCCGUUCGACCGCUUGCUAGCAAACAUGACCGAGAUCGUCGGGGACGAGGAGUCGGGCGCCAUGCAGCUGUGCGUGGACGAGGUUGUCCACAAGGCCGUGGUGGAGAUGAACGAGGAGGGCAGCGAGGCAGCCGCGGUGACGGUGGAGUCCGACGAAGAACUGGGCUUCUCCCUCUGCGAUGAUUAUGAUGUGCCCAGGCCAGAACCGGAGCCAACCGUGGAUUUCGUCGCCGACCACCCGUUCGCCUUCUUCAUCAUCGAGGAGACGUCCGGCACCGUUGUUUUCGCUGGCCAUGUCAUCGAUCCUACCAAGGAAGAGUAGGUCCGAUCCAAUUUGGACGUGAGAUGUUAAGCAUUAGACGAGCUAGCUAGCAGAGUUAACCAUGGAAUCGAACUUUAGCAUUACCCAACUCUAACAAA
Messenger RNA from Lolium perenne, 1376 nucleotides. Its product is annotated as putative serpin-Z8. The record is from RefSeq and is a predicted model, not a curated record. Lineage: Eukaryota; Viridiplantae; Streptophyta; Magnoliopsida; Poales; Poaceae. Gene Ontology annotation, molecular function: serine-type endopeptidase inhibitor activity.